Messenger RNA from Amphibalanus amphitrite, 2886 nucleotides. It is a transcript of the gene dock, whose product is annotated as cytoplasmic protein NCK1-like. The record is from RefSeq and is a predicted model, not a curated record. Gene Ontology annotation, molecular function: protein binding. NCBI's taxonomy places the organism in Eukaryota, Metazoa, Arthropoda, Thecostraca, Balanomorpha, Balanidae. The transcript is spliced from 8 exons. Bases 353 to 1561 code for a protein of 402 amino acids.
UACAAAAAUGUUCUCAGUUUGUUGAUUGCUGAAGCUGUGUGGGGUCGCGCCCAUUUGUGUGUUGUGCUGGGAAUAUUAUUUAUUUAUGCUUUGAUUUUCACAGAAGUGCUGUGUCUUGUAGAACAUUUACAUCUGCAAGCCUUGGGUGCAAGUUACAUCGUUUCAAGAUGACUCUGGAUGCAGCAGACGGUUCAUAGUUUGCACUUUCUUCAAGUGCUUGGUGCACUAGCUUCUGCACACCUCAACGCUUUGUGAUUUAGGUAGUCAUUAACUUACAGAAAAGUUAGGUUUUUUUCCAUAUUACCAAAGACAAUAUCAGUAACCGGUUUGAUCUUGUAAGGGAAGUGUGUCAAUGUCAAGUCUUAAACACGGCCAAAGGAUGGGUGCUGAAGAGUGCUGGGUGACGGCAAAGUAUGACUACGAGGCGCAGGGCACGCACGAGCUCAGUCUGCGGAAGCAGGAGCGCCUGCUGCUGCUGGAUGACUCAAAACACUGGUGGCGUGUUAUGAACGGGCGCCAGCAGUGCGGCUAUGUGCCCAGCAACUACGUCAAAAAGGAGAAACCCUCCAUCUUUGACAGUAUCAAGAAGCGUGUAAAGAAGAGUGGCGGCUCGCGCACAUUACCCUCGGGUACGAGCGACAGUCAGCCGGCCACGCCGUCCCCGCACAGACAGUCGAGCAACCAGCCGCCGCCCCAGCUCGUCGACCCGGCAGAAGCCAUGGGAGUCGCCCUAGUCAAGUAUAAUUACCAGGCCCAACAACGAGACGAGCUGUCUCUUACAAAGGGGACUAAAGUACUCAUUCUAGAAAAGUCAAACGAUGGAUGGUGGAAGGGACAAUAUAAUGCCCAGGUGGGCUGGUUCCCGAGCAACUACACCCAGGAGGAGGAGCAGGAUGACACGCUGCACCUCUACACCAUGGCCGAGAACGUGCUGGACGUGGUGAUGGCGCUCUACACGUUCCAGGCCACCCAGCCGCAGGAGCUCAGCUUCCAGAAAAACGAGCGACUGGAGGUGCUGGACCGGCCGGCCAACGACCCCGAGUGGCUGAUGGCUCGUAACGGCCAGGGUACGACCGGUCUCAUCCCGCGCAACUACGUCCGAGAGCUGGGCCGGCAGCUGAGUGAUGGCAAAACAAACGGUAACGGCGCGGCGAGCGGCGGCCCGUCGGGCGCUGAGGACCCGGUGCCCAGCUCUGAGCUGGCGCAGCUCCGUCUGGGUGCUGCAGACGCGUCCGGGGAGCGGCCGCACCUGGCCGGAAAGGACUGGUACUUUGGUCCCGUGAGCCGGUCACAGGCCGAUCAGCUGCUGGCGACCCGCGGACAGGAUGGAUGCUUCCUCGUCAGAGAUUCGGAGACAAACGUGGGCGACUACUCUGUUUCGCUCAAAGCGCCGGGACGCAACAAACACUUCCGCGUGGAGGUGAAGGGCGCCCUGUACUGCAUCGGGCAGCGCAAGUUCCACACGCUCGACCAGCUGGUGGAUCACUACCAGCGCUGUCCGAUCUACACCAACCCACAGGGCGAGAAGCUCUACCUGAUCCGACCACUGCCCAGACAGUAGGCGCCCGGCGGAAUGGUAGGAGCCGGCUCUGGCGAGGUCCUCUGAGAGUCCGCGGGAUGUGGUGACCCCCGCUCCUGUCACCGGGUCCCGCGGGGUCUCAGAGGGUCUCGCUGGGCUCCGGUGGAACUCGGUGGGUCUCGCGGGGCCCCGGUAAACCCAUGAGGGUGCGUGUCAUGACUUAGUUGGGCGGCGUGGCGCCAGGCCCUUACCCAUCGCGGUCGUUCUGACUCAGUUUGUUUCGGUCCAUUGUCCGGGCCUGUGGAACGGUGUGCGCCCGGCUCUUGCGUUCUUUAAUUGUGUGAUCGCGAAGGGAGAUUAUUUGUUUUGUGCAAUAGUCAUGCGACGCCGCGCCGACGGCCGGCGUCUGAAUUAUAUCGUCAUUCGGCGCGAGACCGACCGCCUCUCGGCGGGUUCUCGGCGCGAGGAUAGCGUGGAAAGGGUAGCUCGGACGGGGGACACCUCGUGUCACGAGCGGGAUCGACCAAUGCGCGAGAUGCGACGGGCACGGACUGUAGAGCGUAGACGCGAGGAGAGACUCGUGUAAAGUCAGCGAGCGUGGGAGCGCGGAGACGCGCUGAGGACGGGCGCUACGAUACGCCGGGCGGGCGGCGCGCCCGGCCGGCCCGGAGGCUCUCUGUUUCUGUGUCUGCCGCUCGGCACAGCCCGCCGGCUGCGCUGCUAGCCUGUAAAUAAGCCGGAUCAUAUUCACGGAACCUCCGUCUAGUCUGCGCGAGUGCGGCGCGCGGCCGGCGACGCUGCUGCCGCCCUCUGCCCGGCCUCGAAGUCUUACCGGCGAGCAGAGGGCGCCGCCACCGUCGCCACCGCUGCCGCUGCCGCCGCUGCUGCUGCCGCUGCUGCUGCUGCUGCUGCUGCUGCUGCUGCUGCCGCUGCUGCUGCUGACGUAUUGUCGCCCUUCGCCGCCUGGCAACGCAGCUGCGCCGCCCGCGCCCCGCCACGGAGUCUUUCUUUCUUGCAUGUCUGCCGCGGUGUGUCGUGUAGACGUAGGCAUUCUGAGGUUAUCGUUUCUAAGGUGUUUUUGUAUGAAUUUUAUAAUAGCCGGCGGGCGCUAACGCUCUCCGCUCGGUGUGAGCGAGUCGACCGGCGAUGCGAUGGGUUUCGUCCUGUUGGGUGCUCGAGGCACGACAGAGGCCUCUAGUCUAUGCUCCUGUAUUCUCCGUUUAAGCCGAUUUACUAGUGUGUAACGUAGCAGCUUGUAGACGCCGCGGCGGCGCCGUCCGUUCCGCUCAGGGGGAGGCGCCGCCGCGCCCGUCGGCCCCUGAGUUCGUUCAGAAUAUACUGACGGUGUCGCGACCCGAGUGACUGUG